GAGACGUGAAGCUGACCUGAGCUUUCGUCAACGUUUGUAAGACGUUCACUAAACUGAAACAGUAAAAGCAAGAGCUGGCACAAGCUCUCCAAGUCUCCAGCCAAGAUUAAGCUGUUUUCUUUGUCGUAUUCAUAUUAUAUGUUUAUUUCCGUUGAGUUGGAGUUAUCAAUGAGGUCAAAAUGAUCACUGCAGUAAGAUGUAAGAUUCACCAACGUAAUAUUAGUGAACAUUAUUAUCCCUUUGGUAACACAAGAAUUCGAAAUGUGUUGAAAGACUUCAACUGUAAAAUUAGUGGGGAUUCUACUGAAGCAACAAAGGUACUCUUCUUAGGAUGUGGUGACCUCAGGAAUGCAUUCCAAGCAACAAUUGCAAAACACCUACAAGUCUUGGACAUUCAUGUGAAUGAUGUCCAUCCAGCAGUUCUUGCUCGCAAUAUCAUCAUUUUGAAAAUUAUUUCAGCCCCUGAUUUCAAUCCGAAUGACAUUGAAGAUAUUUCUUUCCUGUGGGAUGUCUGGUAUAACAUGGAUUGGCCUGAAGUGACACGAAAGAGGUUUCUUUCAGUCAUAAAAGACCUGUUGGAUAACAAAUUGCCAGAUGAGGUUGUUAUUCCUAAAAGAACGGACAUUGAAAUGUUUAUGGCAUUGUGGGAGACCUGGCAGUCUGUUUCUUCAACUACAGUUUUUGAAUCUGAAAUUCUAUUAAAGAAAGUCCAGAAACAAAGAAAGGAGCUACUGUUAAGGCCGUCUUGCAACAGUAACCCGGAAGACCUGGCCGAAACGAAAGCUGUUGCGCUUAAGAAAUUAGUCGAAGGACUUCAAGUAGGAAGUGUUGACUUAGAAAAUUCCGUUUGGGAAAAAAUUCACGAAGAAGCUCGAAGUUGUUUCAACAAAGGCAGUUGCCGUCUUCAAAAAGAUGUUUCGAUUGUUUGCGUCAAUCCAACAUUGCUAGACUCGACAACCCUCAAUUGGGGACCAACAUUAUGCCGAUCGCUUCCUUUUGAUGGCUACCUACCGCUAACCGAAGAAGAGCUAAACACGUCACAUGAAAACGGAAUCCUGCUUCGCUCCUGCCAAAAAAUACUCAAGACCCUUGUCCAUUCUUACCGAAGUCGUGCCGGAUUCAUUAAAAUGUUUUUUCAUUUGGGGGAUGCUCUGGAAUUUUGCUACACUGAUACCAACAAGUUUGACGUCAUCGACAGCACUAUUUUUGUCGGAGGCACCGGAUUAGGAAAUUUAAUCAUGGCAUGUAGCCAAAGGAUGUCGGAUAAACCUGGGUCGAUGUUUUUAACAGAAAUUGUGACAGAUAGCUUCGAGUGUGCUUCAGCUGUAAAAGAAUUGAUCGAAAAAUCGCUUUGCGCUCCGUUGAGCCUCAUUCCUACCAUUUACGGACUGCGACUGGUAAAUCACGUCGAACUAGGAAACGCUUCACACCAUCUCUGCUGGCAAAAAGUAGCCCCAUUCCAGAAUAUCACCAUGGGUUCUUCACCUGUAAUAAAGAAAUGCUUGGAAAAGCUAGCUGAGAAGUGUUAUUGUGUCUCGUUUCCUUAUCAUGAAGACAUGGAAGAAGCUGAAGGUUGGGAGCUGUUGGUCUAUACGCCGCUAACAUUUGUGUAUGUCUGCAGUUCAAUGUUCCAUCGUCUUGGGAAUGGACCUUGGUUACAAGAUGUUUUCAAACUGAAACAUUCUUUCUGUUUUGACCUAACAAAACGAACUCUAACUGAUUGGAUGCAAGGAAAGAAGAUCACCAAGUACCUAUCUCGCAUCAAGUUGAAUCCCUUGGACAAAACUGCAGCCAAUACCAAACUGACCGGAGCCAAUAUGCUUCGAUUGAUCCUGCUUCCCAAAACUUUCGUUUCGGAGUUUUUGAACAAAAUGAAGAAAGGCUGGGUAGAUGUUUCUACACCACUUGUGCAUUUCAUCGACAACUUUCAGCUUCAAGUAAACCAAACCGCAAUUGGAAUAAAGGAAAUUUGCGUUUCAUUUUUCUUGAUCCCGAAUCACGGACUGAAAAAGACUCACACUGCUAUCGUCGUGGAUCCACAGUUUUUGAAGCAUUAUUUUACAUUAGGAUCUAUGGAAUCUAUGCAAGAAGAGGAAUUGAAUCUACCUUAUCCAUUCGAAAUAAGUAAAGCUCAACUUCCGUCGUCCAACACGCGAAUGAAGGUUCUUAGCUGCAUUGAGACUGAGGAUCAGUACACACUCGAUAUUGAGCUUGAAGACGGUAGUGAUAUUUCGAGAUUGCUGGUGGAUCCUAGUGAAAAUCCUCCCUGCGAGUCUUUCCACGAAAUCACUCUAUCCCUGAUAAACCCCUCAAGAAAGGAGCCGUUGAAGCUGUUCUUUCCAUUUCCGGUCAUUCUUAUGGAAGAGCCCCAUGCUGUCGUUCGCGAAUAUCGUUACCUCGAUUUGGUGUUGAUGAAAGCCAUGUUUGAGCCGUGGCCCAUCGAUUUCUCCGGUCGUUGCAAAAUGGAUGUUAGAAAUUGGAAGCCCUGGGUAGAGAAAUCAGUUGAACGCUCCUCAACCGCCCUACCUGUGAAAUCUUUAAAGCGCCAUCUCGACAGUCAGUUUCCCUCAUGUUGGUGCGACAUUCAUCCUUCUCUGCCAUACGAUUCCGCUUUGUCACGUGUUCGGCGUCUUAUUCGCGAAUUGUAUUCGAGUCCCAAAGAAUUCGUUUCCGUUGGUUUAAAUCAACAAUGGUACCAUCUUCGACUCCACCGACCCAUUGUCACCUCCCCGGAUGGCCAACCAAUUUUGCUUAUAUCGGCUUAUGACGACAUGGUCGUUGAUCAGGCUGUGACCUCCUUAAUGAUUAUGGAUCCGACAGAGGCUGGACUAGGUUAUAUUGCAGGUCUGGUGAAGGGUUCUUUUCUACGAGUGUUUCCCGAUUCGUAUAUUAAACAUGUUGGAAAAAAAGGAUUCAGUUUCUCUGUCGGUAGUGAAGAAUUCCAGUUAUUUCGUUUGCUCCUGCGUCUUAACUCCAAUAUUGAACCCAACACCUGGCAGAAGAACAAUAUUCCUAUGGUGCCCUUCAGCCCGUGGAUUAUCACGUUCCUUUCACCACUCUACCUGACUGAUCCUCCCUUGGCGAGAUAUUUUGGCGAUCAUGCUUCUUCCUGCGGAUUCCCUUGUGAUGAACCGCAUGCGGAUGACCGGAAAUGCUGUGCCGCCUGCAAGAAAACAUCUGAAAACUUGAAGGUUUGCGCUCGCUGCCGUUCUGCUUCUUAUUGCAACGUCGACUGUCAACGUGCUGACUGGCCAAAACACAAAGCUGUCUGCAAAAGUUUGUAACUUUUGUCAAUUUACACGUUCAUUCGAGUUGUCCACGAGUUUGAUUUAACUUCAAUUAAACCCCAAAAAUCCCGUUUUCUACUCUGUUUAAAUGUUGAGGCACCUGCUACUGCCAGGCAUUUGCCAUUCAGAAUUGUUUGCUUUUUCCCUAAAAUUUGUGUUCUGGUUUUGUGUUUUGGUUUAAAUACAAUUGAUUACA
Daphnia pulicaria is the source of this 3483-nucleotide messenger RNA. RefSeq lists its product as uncharacterized. Gene Ontology annotation, cellular component: nucleus. Gene Ontology annotation, molecular function: DNA-binding transcription factor activity, RNA polymerase II-specific. Lineage: Eukaryota; Metazoa; Arthropoda; Branchiopoda; Diplostraca; Daphniidae. Gene Ontology annotation, biological process: regulation of transcription by RNA polymerase II. The transcript has 4 exons. The record is from RefSeq and is a predicted model, not a curated record. The coding region runs from base 180 to 3284 and encodes 1034 amino acids.